Cornus florida is the source of this 2534-nucleotide messenger RNA. RefSeq names its product acid beta-fructofuranosidase-like. The coding region runs from base 296 to 2278 and encodes 660 amino acids. The record is from RefSeq and is a predicted model, not a curated record. The transcript has 7 exons. NCBI's taxonomy places the organism in Eukaryota, Viridiplantae, Streptophyta, Magnoliopsida, Cornales, Cornaceae. Gene Ontology annotation, biological process: carbohydrate metabolic process. Gene Ontology annotation, molecular function: beta-fructofuranosidase activity.
AGGGAAUUUUCCCUAUAAAAAAAAAAUUCUGCAGAAGCCAAGACAAAAAUGUUAACAAAAUAUUCGGUCCCUUGCGUGAUCCAAAGUUUCCCAAUCUCUCACUCUCUCGCUCUCUCUAUGUGUGUGUAUUAAUUACACCAUAGUGAUAAAACUCAAGUUUCCAACGGAGAUGGACAAUCAACCAGCCUAGCACACCCCGCCCCACCCACCGGGCAAAUCCAUAUCUGACCCACCACCCCUUUUUUCUGACACACUUCCACCAGUCCAACACCACAAACUCAAUCAACCAAAAUAUAUGGAUACCCACACCACCACUACCACUUCAACCCCCGAUGAUCCGGAGAAUGCAACUUCUUACACCCUCCUACCGGACCAACCCGAUUCGGCCGGAUCUCCGGCUAGUCAACGGCGACCCACGAAGGGUCUCACCUGUAUCUUCUUCCUCUCCGCAUUGGGUUUUCUCUCUUUGAUCGUUUUGAUCCUAAACCAAAGAUCACAACUUCUCCGAGCUACAGUCAACUCCUAUGGACCUUCUCCGAUGUCCUCGCCGGAGACCUUCCAACGGCCACCGUCGAGAGGGGUAUCAUUGGGAGUGUCGGAGAAGACUUUCCGGCUGCUUUCCGUCGACGGAGAGGUGGUCGGAGAGGUGUACCCGUGGACCAAUGCUAUGUUGACGUGGCAAAGAACAACCUAUCAUUUUCAACCAGAAAAGAAUUGGAUGAAUGAUCCUAAUGGUCCAUUGUUCCACAUGGGGUGGUACCACUUUUUCUACCAGUACAAUCCGGAUUCUGCGGUUUGGGGCAACAUAACAUGGGGCCAUGCGGUAUCAAGGGACAUGAUCCACUGGCUCCACCUCCCCUUUGCUAUGACCCCAGAUAGCUGGUUCGACCGCAACGGUGUGUGGACAGGUUCUGCCACGAUCCUUCCCGAUGGUCAGAUCAGAAUGCUCUACACUGGGGUCACCGAUGAUUAUGUGCAGGUGCAAAACCUUGCCUACCCUGCCAACCUAUCUGAUCCUCUCCUCCUUAAUUGGGUGAAGUAUUCAGGUAACCCGGUGUUGGGCGCUCCACCCGGUGUUUCUCCCAAAGACUUUAGAGACCCGACAACAGCGUGGCUUGGCCCGGAUGGGAAUUGGCGGGUCAUGAUCGGGUCAAAGGUUAACAUGACGGGCAUUUCGCUAGUGUACCAAACAACCAACUUCACAAGCUACGAGCUCUUGGACGGAGUCUUGCACGCGGUUCCGGGUACGGGCAUGUGGGAAUGUGUGGACUUCUACCCGGUUUCAAUAACUGGGAAGAAUGGUUUGGACACAUCAGCUAAUGGACCGGGUACGAAGCAUGUGCUGAAGGCGAGUUUGGAUAGCGUCAUGAUUGAUUAUUAUGCGGUUGGGACAUAUGAUCCGGUUAAUGGUACUUGGACACCCGAUAACCCGGAGUUGGAUGUGGGUAUUGGGUUCCGGGUGGAUUAUGGGAAAUACUAUGCAUCGAAGACAUUCUAUGACCGAAAUAAGGAUAGGAGGAUCCUGUGGGCUUGGACUGGAGAAACUGAUAGUGAAGCUGAUGAUCUUUUGAAGGGAUGGGCCUCUAUUCAGGCCAUUCCCAGGACUGUUUUGUUUGACAAUAAGACCGGAACCAAUUUACUUCACUGGCCUGUGGAGGAAGUGGAGAGCUUGAGAUUGAACAGCACCGAAUUCAAUGAAGUUGAGGUUGAACCUGGAUCAGUUGUGCUACUGAACAUUACUUCAGCUACUCAGCUAGACAUAAGUGCCACCUUUGAAAUAGAUAAAGAGGCACUGGAGGCGACAGCUGAAGCCGACGUGAACUACAAUUGCAGCGGUGGUGCCACUGCAAGGGGUGCUUUGGGACCAUUUGGACUUCUGGUUAUUGCUGAUGAAACACUUUCUGAACUAACACCGGUUUAUUUCCACAUCGCCAAAGACACUGAUGGGAGUGCCAAGACUUGGUUCUGUGCUGAUGAAACGAGAUCAUCCAAGGCUUCCCAUGUUUACAGAAGUAUUUAUGGAAGCAUAGUCCCUGUGCUUGAUGGUGAAAAAUUCUCCAUGAGGUUAUUGGUUGAUCAUUCCAUUGUGGAGAGCUUUGCCCAAGGAGGGAGAUCAGUGAUCACAUCAAGAGUUUAUCCAACAAGUGCGAUUGAUGGGGCAGCGCGGGUAUUCCUGUUUAACAAUGCCACAGGAUUGAAGGUCACAGCUUCACUCAAGAUUUGGCAAAUGGAUUCAGCUUCCAUUCACACUUUCCCCUUAGAUCAGAUACAAUACUGAGUCCAAACUGUUGUAUAUAAUUCUUUUUUUUUUUUUUUGUUUGGUUAUACAAAAAAAAAAAAAAAAUUAAAAAAAAAAAAAAAAAAAAUCAGAAUAUCAAGAAUCUUGUGGCAACCGAACGUUAGAUAUUUUAUCCUUUCAUUUUUCUGCAGAACUGCAAUUUGAGGUCUUAGGCAUUUCCAUUGGCAAUAUCUGUUGUAAUUCAUCUGGAAAAUAAUUUUGAGAUUUUCCUAAUUUGGGUUAUUCUUAAAACAAA